AUGCCUCUAGCUCCUAAAUAUCUCGCCUCUCACACAAUUUCAACUACCAAACGAUUGCAAGUGGGCAAGCCCCAGGCGCACGUAAUUGAAUUGUAUUUGGAUUACUGUUGCCCAUUUAGUAAGAUUCUGUACUUGAAAUGGAUUAAAGAUGUGAUCCCAGCCAUAGAGAAGCAAUUGAAUAAAGAGUUCGAAUUUCAGUUUGUGCAUGUAGCCCAACCAUGGCAUCCGUCUUCAGGUUUGAUGCACGAGGCAGCGCUCGCAGUUGCCCAGGUCGAUUCUGGCCUAUUUCAGGAUUUCAGCAAAUCGUUAUUCGAACAACAGGCAAAAUGGUUUGAUGAGGCAUGUUACAUUAAGUCUCGCAAACAGAUAUACGAGGAGCUGGCUUCUCUGGCUACAUCGGUCGGUGUUCCGGGAAAUGAUGUUCUCAAACUUCUGACGAUCAAUGAGCAGCCUUUUGAACACAAUGGCUUUCCUAAGAACGGAGGCAAUGCUAUUGGCCCAAGCUUGAAGUACUUUACUCGGUACCAUCGCCAAAACGGAGCGCACGUAACUCCAACAGUUGCUGUAAAUGGAAUAAUCAAUGGAAAUAUUGGUAGUGGCACUUCCCCAGAAGAGGUGAUCAAGCUUUUGGAUGCUGCUACAUGA
Molecule: messenger RNA, 645 nt
Organism: Lachancea meyersii CBS 8951
Lineage: Eukaryota; Fungi; Ascomycota; Saccharomycetes; Saccharomycetales; Saccharomycetaceae
Source: the annotation of a GenBank genome assembly